CUUUUACAAAUGUGUCCACUGCUGCUUGGUGAAUGCAACAACUGAAUCCUGAAAUGCGAGGCAACCACAGUUUCCACAUAUCCCUUCCCUCGAUUGGGAUGUUCUCUGCUAUUCUGGAUGGCAAGGGCAGUGACUGUAACAUUGAGUGUAUUUUGUAGUAUUAAACACGUCUUUAAACCGAUUUUAUCAGGCUCCGAAAAUUCUUGGAAAAGGACGCAAAGAAUGACCUUCUCGGCUGACAUUGCAACGCUUGCGUAACACAACAGGGUGUUCAACGCAAGACCGUUUCCUUUUAAAUAAACGUUUUGCAAUGUUUUGUCGGGGCUGAACGUGCCCCAGUACAUCACGUGUUUCGUUUCUGCCGGCAACAGCAGGUCAUGUGAUCAGUCAGCUGACGCGAUAUAAAUCGCUCGGGACGUAAUGUAUUUGUCAAGACACAACCGUUGUCUUUUCGAAGUACAGUUCACUAUUUGCAGCUGCUGAAAACACGGCUAGGUUUUGGUGCUAUUCAGCUUCCUGAUUGUUUCUACAGAUACUGUCACACCUAUUUCACGGGAUUUAAUCAUAGAUAACACCUAGACUUCUUCCUAAAGUGUCGCUCACUGCGUUGAUGUUUUCGGCAUGAGGCUUCCAGGAUUCGGGCUGUCCACCGUCUGCGGUGUUUUCAUAGUCUGGACAUUGUUUUCAGUGCCGUUGUCUGCUUCAUACCCUCUUGAAGGAGGAACAGAUGGACCCGAGUUGAGGUUCGUGGAUCAAAUUGGUCGAUUCAAGGUCGGAUUCAGCUGGCACAACGUCUCCUGCACGAUGUGUAAAGUCAUAUUUACCACUGUUGAUAUUGCGCUGAUGAGUGACUCCAACACUGAGCGUGUGGCACAUGCUGUUGGAGAGGCCUGUGCCCGACUGCACCUGGCCGAUGCACAUGUAUGCAGAGAUAUCGCUGAGCUCUUCCGAGAAGAUUUCAUCCGUGCACUCCAGGUGUCCUUCCUCUGGCCCUCUGAGGCCUGCGCUCUGCUUGUGGGUCCAGCAUGUGGUCAUUUCGACAUCUAUGCCCCAUGGAACGUAUCCCUGCCGGGGGUACCCAAACCUCCAGUUACGCCACCCACCCCUCCCAAACAGGGCUCUCCAAAAAGCAGGAUCCUCUUCCUCACAGAUAUCCACUGGGAUGCCGAAUACACAGAGGGCAGCGUUGUCGAUUGCAAAGAACCGCUGUGCUGUCGUAAUGAAUCUGGGAGGGCCAGUUGGAAGCACCAUGGAGCAGGACACUGGGGCACCUAUGGCAAAUGUGACCUUCCUCUACGUACAGUGGAGAAUUUGCUCCAAAAUGUAGCCAAUUCGGGGCGUUGGGAUUGGGUGUACUGGACAGGAGACAUUCCAGCACACAACGUUUGGUCUCAAACCAGAACUCAACAGCUGAACGAGCUCAGUACUAUCUCUAGACUUAUCCUGAAAAACCUGGGGCCUAAUGUAACUGUGUACCCUGCGGUGGGAAAUCACGAGAGCACGCCAGUAAAUAGUUUCCCACCUCCAUUUGUACAUGGCAAUCUGUCUUCCCAAUGGCUGUAUGACACCAUGGCAAAAGAAUGGGCUCACUGGCUGCCUAAAGAUGCCCUGGAGACUAUACGACAUGGUGGUUUCUACACUGCAGAAGUCGAGCGAGGUUUGAGAGUGGUGUCUUUGAACAUGAACUUUUGUGCAAGAGAAAACUUCUGGCUUAUGGUAAACUCUACAGACCCAGCAGAUCAACUCCAGUGGCUUAUUCACAUUCUACAACAGGCCGAGAACAAGGGAGAGAAGGUUCACAUCAUUGGUCACAUCCCCCCUGGACUCUGCCUGAGCAGUUGGAGCUGGAAUUACUAUCAUAUAGUCAACAGGUAUGAGAGCACAAUAACUGGUCAGUUUUUUGGACACACGCACGUUGAUGAGUUUCAAAUGUUCUACGAUGAGGAAACAUUGAGCCGUCCACUGGGUGUGGCUUUCAUUGCUCCAAGUGUCACCACAUAUGUCAAUCUGAACCCAGGAUAUCGUGUGUAUUAUGUUGAUGGAAACUACCCAGGCAGCAGUCGCAUGGUUUUGGAUCACGACACCUUUAUUCUUAACCUCACACUGGCCAACAACCAACCUGAAAGCCCAGUUGAACCCACAAAACCAGAUGCCAACCCAUCAUGGACCUUAUUGUACCGCGCUUCUGAGGCCUACGGUUUGUCCACCCUCUUUCCAUCAGACUUGGACAGUUUAAUCAAAGUAUUCGUUAAUGACGACCAUGUGUUCCAGCUAUUCUGGCACCUCCAUCAUAAAGGCCACGUAUCAAAGCCCUGCAAGGACACCUGUAAGACAGAACUCAUCUGCUUCCUGCAUAGUGGACGCUACGACCUUCUAACGCAGUGUAAAAUACUACAUGCGAAUGGAGAGGUUGUUCGGUCUGUUAGAAAAACAAUGUGUUGAGUUAAGAUCAGUCAACCUGGCAUGAACCAAGGUCCUGUUAGUAUCAUAAUCACCACAGAGCACUAAUUAAUUUAAAGGGAUAUAUCACCCAAAAAUGAAAAUUGUCAACAUUUAUCUACCUUCAUGUUGAUCCAAACCUGUAUGACUUCUUUUGUGGAAGACAAAAACAGUCCAAAACUCAUCUCUUUUGUGCUCCAUAGAAGAAAAAGCCAUAUGAGUUUAGAAAACAUGAGGAUGAGGAAAUGACUAUUUCCAUUUUUGGGUGAACUGUCCCGUAAAAACCAAGCCAACAUUACAGGGAAUCUAAUUAUUAUUAUUUUUUUACACAAAAUUGUAGCAUUUGAAUAAUUUGUUGCUAUGUAUGUUUGUCUUUUCAGAGAUUAUCCAACUGUCCAACAUUUUUGCUGUUCUUGUUUUACAGAUUGUCUCAAUAAUGUUACUGUAGCUAAUGACCACUGUUGGUUUUCAAUGUCAUAACAUGUGUUGUCAAGAACACAACCUUAGGCUUCCCCUAACAAGGUAAAAAAAUAUAUAAUAUUUGUCAGUGUUUCUCGUAAAGAAAUUUGUAAUUUAGGGCAGUGACCCUAAAUGUAUUGGUUGACUCAAACGGUGUGUUGGUGCCUUAAAGAUGACUUGUACUCCUAAAAACCACAACUGCUCAAACUAUUGUCUUCAUUCUCACUUGUCUUUGGCAUAUGCGUCACUGUGGAGUGAACUGUGGUCAGUUGCUCUACAUGUGUUAUUUCCUGAGUAAACACAUGUACACUGGAGCCUGUUCAAGGCUAAUUGUAUUUGAUUACGUUGUUGAUUCAGCCCCAUGUCAUCAUUUACACACAAUUUGUUUUAAUGGGUUAAGAAAAUAUUGGAACAGAUUCAAUUGAGAACAAUUAAUUUGUUGUCAUGUAAUCUUUUUCUGACUCUAUGAAAAUUGCUUCAUGCUUUAUGAAAAUUUUGCAAUUAUGCACUUCUAUAUACUGUGACUUUUUGAAUGUAGAAAUCAUAGAUUAUCUGAUGCAGAUUUUGAUUGAGUAAAUAAAUAUUUGGCAG
This is a messenger RNA of Xyrauchen texanus (razorback sucker), 3489 nucleotides long. Its product is annotated as sphingomyelin phosphodiesterase-like. Gene Ontology annotation, molecular function: acid sphingomyelin phosphodiesterase activity. The record is from RefSeq and is a predicted model, not a curated record. The transcript is spliced from 6 exons. NCBI's taxonomy places the organism in Eukaryota, Metazoa, Chordata, Actinopteri, Cypriniformes, Catostomidae. Gene Ontology annotation, cellular component: lysosome. The coding region runs from base 622 to 2442 and encodes 606 amino acids. Gene Ontology annotation, biological process: sphingomyelin catabolic process; ceramide biosynthetic process.